AUGGAAACUUGCUUCAUCAUCAUCAUCACCAUUUCUCUACUUCUUGGAGCUCUUUUUAACCGCCGCUCUUCCACCUCCAAAACACAAUCCCAAGCUCUCCCUCCAGGCCCUCCCAACAUUCUCAUUAUCUCCACCAUCCUAUGGUUAAGGCGAAACCUUUUUGAGCUUGAGCCGAUCCUCCAUAACCUCCACACAAAGCUCAGUCCGAUGGUCACUCUCAAUAUUCUUUCUCGUCCCGCCAUUUACGUCUCCGAUCGUUCCCUCACCCACCAGGCCUUAGUCCAAAGUGGUGCUUUAUUCGCCGACCGCGCCGAUGCUCAGACCGUAAUCGGCAAGGUUAUAAGCGGCAAUCGACAUAGCAUAAGCUCAGCUUCCUAUGGUCCGACUUGGAGACUUUUGAGGCGUAACCUCACAUGCGAAAUCCUCCAUCCUUCGCGUGUCAAAUCGUAUUCUCAUGCUCGAAAAUGGGUUCUUCAAAUCCUGUUGGAUUCUUUCACUUCGAGCUCGAAAACUGGAAGACCGAUUCGUGUGGUUGAUGAAUUUCAACACGCUAUGUUUUGCUUGUUAGUGCUGAUGUGUUUCGGUGACAAGCUUAAUCGAGAUCAGAUCAUAGAGAUCGAAACUGUGCAGCGGCGUUCGCUAAUAGAGUCGGGCGGAAGAUUCAGAAUACUCAACUUUUGGCCCAAGGUGACUUGGUUUUUGCUUCGUAAACGUUGGAAUGAGUUCCACAAUGCCAUUGAAGACCAGAAGGUGUUGGUUCGUCUGAUAAGAGCCCGAAAGAAAUCGAAAGACAGCGACGUCUCGGCGUACGUCGAUACGUUGCACGAUCUUCGACUUCCGGAGGAAAAGAGGAAACUAACGGAAAAGGAAAUCAUCAGCUUGUGUUCCGAGUUUCUGAACGCCGGAACAGACACUACUUCUACUUCCACUGCUUUGCGGUGGAUCAUGGCAAACAUGGUGAAAUAUCCUCAUGUUCAAGAGAAACUAUUCAUGGAAAUCAAAGAGGUAGUGGGAAACCGACAGAGAGAGGUGAAUGAAGAUGAUCUGCAGAAGCUUCCAUAUCUGAAAGCAGCCGUCUUGGAUGGACUAAGAAGGCAUCCACCAGGUCAUUUUCUUUUGCUUCACAUAGUGAGAGAAGGCACAGUAUUAGGAGGUUGCUUGGUGCCCAAGAAUGGCACCAUUAAUUUCAUGGUAGCAGAAAUGGGGUGGGAUCCAAAAGUAUGGGAAGAUCCAAUGGCAUUCAAACCAGAGAGAUCUCUAAGCAAUGGAGGAGUAGUGUUUGAUAUAACAGGAAGCAGGGAAAUCAAGAUGAUGCCAUUUGGGGUGGGAAGGAGGAUUUGCCCUGGACUGGCCUUGGCGAUGCUUCACCUAGAGUAUUUUGUGGCCAACUUGGUGAGGAAUUUCGAAUGGAAAAUCAUGGAUGGAGAUGAUGUGAGCCUGGAGGAGAAGCAUGACUUCACUGUGGUCAUGAAAACUCCAUUGCAGAUCCAAAUUUAUCCUAGGAAAAGUUAAAAGAAACUGCUGCAAUUUUACUAGGAUUAUAUAUAUAAGAAGUAUAAUAAUUAAUCCUUCAAAUGCAUGGAUUGUAAACCUUCUACUUAUACCUGAAUGAUAUAGUAACUUUCUUCUAUAAUUGUGACAACAACUUUUAUUA
Hibiscus syriacus is the source of this 1654-nucleotide messenger RNA. Its product is annotated as cytochrome P450 89A2-like. The record is from RefSeq and is a predicted model, not a curated record. Gene Ontology annotation, molecular function: iron ion binding; heme binding; oxidoreductase activity, acting on paired donors, with incorporation or reduction of molecular oxygen, NAD(P)H as one donor, and incorporation of one atom of oxygen. Gene Ontology annotation, cellular component: membrane. NCBI's taxonomy places the organism in Eukaryota, Viridiplantae, Streptophyta, Magnoliopsida, Malvales, Malvaceae. The transcript has a single exon. Bases 1 to 1512 code for a protein of 503 amino acids.